AUGAGUCUUAAAACUUGGGAUUAUGAGGAAUAUGAACUUGAUAAGGGCAAAUUGCUUGGUUCCGGAUCAGCUGGCAAAGUAUUUAAAUGCUAUUCAGGAAAGAUGAAGCAAUAUUUUGUUUUAAAGACGCCACACAAUAAUAACCUUUUUGAUAAGAAUAUAGCGAAUGAAAUUAACAUUUGGUUGAAACUUGAGCAUAAAAAUAUAAUCAAAUUCCACGCAAUUACUCAAGAUCCCAGAACAGAAGAGUAUAGCAUUGUUCUUCAAUUUGCAGAUGGAGGAGAUCUUAAUAAUUAUUUAAAGAAUAAUAAGCUUGAGUGGUCAGAAAUAAUUAGAAUGGCGAAGGGUCUUGCUGCUGGAGUUCAUUAUUUACAUAAUUAUCAAGGAGGAAUUAUACAUGGUGAUCUUGUAUGA
Racocetra persica is the source of this 414-nucleotide messenger RNA. The record is from the annotation of a GenBank genome assembly. Lineage: Eukaryota; Fungi; Glomeromycota; Glomeromycetes; Diversisporales; Gigasporaceae.